Molecule: messenger RNA, 1602 nt
Organism: Sordaria macrospora k-hell
Lineage: Eukaryota; Fungi; Ascomycota; Sordariomycetes; Sordariales; Sordariaceae
Biological process (GO): regulation of exit from mitosis; maintenance of rDNA
Source: RefSeq, a predicted model, not a curated record
AUGCCUCCAGCACCUCGUCGCCUGGUGCGGCAGCGCCCGCUAUCCGAGCGGAUACAAGCUUUUCUCAACCCAAUAGACUUUUAUAUCUGGUUAUCCGAAGAAAUCCAAAGCUUCGAUUGGGACUCGACAAGUUUCGGUACCUGGUUCGGUCUGGUUGCGAACUUCCUUUUCCUACUCGCGAGAGCGAACGGAAACAUUGGUGGAGGAGUUGUCGACGAUGAUGUCUUUUCGGAUGCCCCUUCCAGUGGCUUUACGAAGGCAUUGGUUAACUUCCUCAUCUGGACACUGAUCCCCAUCUCUGGCCUCAAUGCCUUCUACACCAUGACGCGAUCGCGUCACUACCGAUUAUUCGAAGCGAACGUCGAAACUCAAGGCCCGUCAACGCCCUCUGCGCACCGCGUCCGAGUCGAUUCUUCGCCGUCCACACCAACGCCCCUUCGAUACAUCCAAAACUUUGCGAAAGGCGAAUCCGCCGAGGCGCGCGCUCACCCCGACAAGACACGCGAUGUAUGGGAAGUGGCUGUCUGGGACCCGUAUCCGGCAACGCUGCGUAUCUUCUGUCUCUUUAGCCCCGGCCACGCCCUUAUCUACAUGCUCUUCCUCCCUAUGACGGCCCUCGACCCGUGCCCGAGCGUGACCGUCUUCAAAGCUCUUGUCCUCCAGCUCCUCCUCACGGCCCAAAUGCUUCUCCUGAACUCCCGCUUCACCCAGCAGUCCAAGGACAUGAACAUCAUCCACCGCGAAGUCAUGCACGAAUACGACAUCAAGUACGUGCACCCGCGCGUCUAUCCGAUCUACCGCGAGGUAGCGACGCAGGUGUCGAUAGUCGACGACGUUUUGGAGGAAGAAUCGGUAGCUAUCGGCACCCCUUCGACCAUCAUCCGCCGCGGCUUCGAAACGCACCCGAACCCGAACUACACCAAGCACUUUGACCCCGACGGCGUCCUCAAGCAGAGAGAACAAACCGACGCUUCGACGCCCGCACGACCCUACACACCCCAACCCAUCCCCGGCAGACCUAGUUUCGGAUCAGUAGCGCCUUCCUCAGCCAGUACCACCACCACUCGCACCCCGACCCUCAUCCGUCAAAGUAGCUACGGCACCACCUACGGCACCCCAUCCUCGACCGUCGCCCGCCCAUCAACUAGCAAACGCCAGGUCGCCCACGCCGGCACCACCCCAUAUCCUGGAGUCAGAGCAGGUGGCGGCAGCCUAGGCGUCUACCAGCACAUGAACUCCCCCCUCAAAAAGCGAGCAACAGCAAGCACAGGCACCGACGCGCCUUCACCCCGCAACGGCCGCGAGAUGGCAGCUUUGGAACAGCGGGAUCUAGCGGACAGGUUAAUCAGACAGCAUAGCCCGGUGAAGCCGAGUCCGUUGAAGACUGAGAUUUAUUCCGCCGCCGGUAGUGGGACGCCGCCCAGGAAGUCAUCGGUGGCUUCGAGCCUAAGGGAUGAGGACGGGGAUGUGGAUAUGGAUAGGAGGGAUAGUGCUAGUAGUAUGGAUGGUGGUAGCUCGUAUGUGCAGCCGCAUUCGCCGGCUACGUUGAAUAAUGCUAGAGCGAAUAGGUGGGCGCAUGAGAGGUUUCCUACUAGGAGGUAG